This is a messenger RNA of Neurospora tetrasperma FGSC 2508, 2031 nucleotides long. RefSeq lists its product as uncharacterized. The record is from RefSeq and is a predicted model, not a curated record. The transcript has 3 exons. Lineage: Eukaryota; Fungi; Ascomycota; Sordariomycetes; Sordariales; Sordariaceae. Bases 1 to 2031 code for a protein of 676 amino acids.
AUGCCUAAAUUUGUUCAUCUUGCUCUGCUAGGCAUAGGCUACACCGCUGUCGAUGGCAUGCCCAACGGUUUUGGACGCCGUCAAGGGUAUGGUCAGAAUAAUGGAGAAACGUGCACGACAACCCAAACCGUAACAGUCCCCGUUACCUUGGUGGACUAUACCUACACAACUAUCACCAUCUCCGCGAAUACAGGAGGCACGCCGAUUUUCCCAUCAACUGUCACCGUAUACUCUGGCUGUCCGAGCUCCUUGAGCAGCAUCCCCGGAUUGUCAUGUUCCAGCCAACCGGGCUCCAAUGCCACAUCCAGUGCUACAUCGGCCGCGUACACUUCUAGCAACCUUCCACUCUCCUCAUCUUCUCCUCCUGUUCCUUCAAGUAGUGGCACUGCCUUCCCACCAGCUGUGUCUACUACCCAGACUGGCUCCCCAAUGUUUGGAAACUCAACAGCCUAUGCUGGCACAUCGAUUUCAUCGGAAAAUAUUCCCGGAACAGGCUCGACCGCUGUGCUAACCAUCAGCAGCUCUACAGGCCUACCCAGCAGUAGCUCAUCAUUCAGUGAAACUUUGACUCUGAGUACCCGUCUUCCCAUCCCGACCAGUCUUUUUAGCCUUUCUUCGAAGCCUGCCGAGACAUUGUCUACUUUAGGUUCAUCUUCGGAAGUGACAGCUUCCUCGAGCACCAGCAGCGAAAACAGCGUGGUAUCAUCUUCCAAGUUACCGGAGUAUGGUUCGAUCAGCUCCGUUUCUACCAAUACGAUAGCCGAUGUUGAUUCUACGUCAGGAAUGACACACAUCACAGGCGCGACCAUAGGCAUCACCAGGACCUCCACAAUUGAGACGACCAUUACAGUGACCCAAGAAGUCACCGCUACUGUGGACAUCCCGGAUGAACUGGAAACUACCGUUAGUGGCAAAGACGUAGACUCUCCUUCCACCUCGGUCGUGAUUCUGACAUCCACGGGCCAUGUUACUGUGACUAUUACGCCCGGUACCGUCUCUUCUGCUAGUGUUCCAGAAUUCGACACAAGCGCAGCAGAUGCUCAUUUCACCACUACCAACUCUGUUGCCCCGUCGGUUGCUGAUGGUGCCCCGGUGAGCUACACCGAAAGUGAGGGGUCUUAUCAGCCUACUACGAGCUAUGAAGCCACUUCCUCGUCAUCACUUGAUAGCAGUAUAACAUCUGGCGAUGUCACGAGUGAGAUCGCGACAACCAAGUAUUUGACCAGCACACGAUACUCUGUAACUGUACAUUCUACAACACCAGGGAGUUCGGAGUCUACGACGGCUUCAAAUACUUCCAGCUCGAUCCCAUUGCCCUCGACCGGCACACAAUCAACCGGCUCUGUAACUGAGUCUUCCACGACCCCAGAGACUUCAGAAUCUACUACAACUCCAACAAUCUCCAGCUCCAUUCUGUUAUCCUCAGCCAGCGUGUUGCCUUCAUCAAGCGAAGGGAUUCCUUCAACUAGCCUUCCCAGCAGUAGCACGUCUUACUGGUUUAACGACGACAGCACAUCAGCUUUAUCAGCCACUUCUCUACCUGCUAGCGACACGUCAACUCCCACGGUAUCUCUGUCAUCGUUCUCAGUUACAGAUACGGCUUCACCCACAGUUACCUCUUCGUGGUUGACCGGUAUUCCCGCACCCUCCUUUACUUCGAUUUCACCAUCCACCAGCCAAGGCUCCUCAGACUCCGCCCCAGCAUUGUCAUCAUCAUACGACAGCGGAUAUAGCUUCACUCUUCCCGCCCCCUCUUUAGAGACCUCGGCAGCUUCUACUUCGUUGGCCAGCCAGAUGUCGUCUGACAUCCCUGACGGAGUUGGUUCAACUGCCGCGAUCACUGGAUCAGAAACCAUGACGAUGUCAUUCCCGACCACGCUGUCCAUAAUAUCCGUCCCAUACUCAUCCAAGGCUUCUGAUGAUGAUUUGAUUACGACCUCUUCGGCUAAGGGCAGCGAAAGCACUACUUAUGGCGCGGAGCUGAGGAAGAUUAGUGGGGGUCAGGACUUGGGUCAAAUUCAGAGAGUGUAG